GCCGAGCGAGUCCUCGUCACUCCUGUGCUGUGAGCCUUCGCGGCAGGUCCUGACCGCGUUCUUCCUCCGAUUUCGGUCGCCUUCUUCAGUCGCUAUCAGUGGCGUUCUGGUCGCGCUGGACUCUGCUCCGCCAAGUGGCCAAAAUCGAGUUUUUGUGAAUGAAAUUCGCGAGCGAACUCAGCGAGUGAAUGAAUUAGUGAAUGGACACGGUGUCGUCAAAGAAUCGCGAAUAAAGUGAUUGCAACAAAAAGAAGUGCUGUACUAAUAAAUUACUCAAAUAAAUGAAUUCUCAAAUGUACUUGCAAAAAUGCAUUAAUAAUAAAUCGAGGGUUCGAACAUUUUCAAAAAAAUACACUUAAAAGCUAAUGUUCGACAGGAAUCUGGCAAAUCGAAUCAGCUGCAGAAAACCAAACGAGUUAACGCAAUGCGGUGCUUCUUGUGCGGGUUGGAUAUCCUUGGUCCUGGCUGGUCCUGGUUUUGCGGCCAGAGCGUCCUGCCUUCGUUAAGUGAUUAAUCAUGCUCGUAUAUUUUCCAAGUGAAAUUCAAUUUGGACCGCAACGUCAGUGCAAGAACCACAACAGCCGUCCGGGCUACAGCAAAAUAUAAGGAACACAAAACUGAAAAAUAAGGCACCGGAAUUUUCGAAGGACAUCGCCACGGGGCAACGACAAAGGCAACGGCAACGGCAACAGGACGUGCAGCUGCAGCAUCGAUAGAGAGAGUGGAGGCAGGAGGAACUGCAUCCGACGCUUGGCAGCCCGGCGGCGAGUCCUGCUGAAGGACAUGAAAAUGCGCUUCAUUAAUUUGGCUGGCAGCCGCGGACUGCAGCAGCAGGAGCAACCGAAGGACCAGGAGCAGCAACUGCCAGGGAAAUUGGAACAGGAACAGGAACACCAACAGCAACAGAAACAGCAACAGCAACUCGAACUGGAACAGGGACUCGCGUCAGCUGCAGCGACACAGCACUGAGUUGCAAUGGUGGAGGACAAUGGUUCGUCGCCGGAAGCGGAAGGAGCGGAAGGAGCCGGCGCACCCCUCCUGGCGCUCCUCCGGGUGGAUGGGCUCAAUCAGACGCAGACCCGCUCGCCCUCGCCGUCGUUCUUCGGCAGCUACAACAUCUCCGAGGACGUCUACUUCUACUUCAAUGGGUUGCCCACGAGCACGGAGCUCGUCCUGAACGCCACCACCUCCGCCACCAGCACCACCUUGAGUCCGGGCUUGGUGGGAACAGGAGGUGGUAGCACCACCACGCCGGAACCCGAUCUAUCCGAGUUCCUGGAGGCCCUGCCCAACGACCGCGUGGGUCUGCUGGCCUUCCUCUUCCUGUUCUCCUUUGCCACCGUUUUCGGCAACUCCCUGGUCAUACUGGCCGUCAUCCGGGAGCGGUACUUGCACACGGCGACCAACUACUUCAUCACCAGCCUGGCGGUGGCCGACUGCCUGGUGGGUCUGGUGGUCAUGCCCUUCUCGGCGCUCUACGAGGUGCUGGAGAACACGUGGUUCUUCGGCACGGACUGGUGCGACAUUUGGCGGUCUUUGGACGUGCUCUUCAGCACCGCCUCCAUACUGAAUCUGUGCGUGAUCUCACUGGACCGCUACUGGGCCAUCACGGAUCCCUUCAGCUAUCCGAUGAGGAUGACGGUCAAGCGGGCCGCCGGACUGAUAGCCGCCGUCUGGAUCUGCUCCAGUGCCAUUAGCUUUCCGGCCAUCGUGUGGUGGCGGGCGGCAAGGGAUGGCGAGAUGCCCGCCUACAAGUGCACCUUCACCGAGCACCUGGGCUACCUGGUCUUCUCGUCGACGAUAUCCUUCUACCUGCCGCUGCUGGUGAUGGUGUUCACCUACUGUCGCAUCUACAGGGCAGCCGUGAUCCAAACGAGAUCUCUAAAGAUUGGCACCAAGCAGGUGCUCAUGGCCUCCGGUGAACUGCAGCUCACAUUGCGCAUUCAUCGGGGCGGCACCACGCGGGAUCAGCAAAAUCAGGUUUCCGGCGGUGGAGGUGGCGGAGGAGCAGGCGGCGGUGGCGGCGGAUCAUUGAGCCACUCGCACUCCCAUUCGCAUCACCAUCAUCACAAUCACGGCGGUGGCACGACGACCUCCACGCCAGAGGAGCCGGAUGAUGAGCCACUAUCCGCACUGCAUAACAACGGACUGGCCCGCCAUCGGCACAUGGGCAAGAACUUCUCGCUGUCCAGGAAACUGGCCAAGUUCGCCAAGGAGAAGAAGGCGGCCAAGACGCUGGGCAUCGUGAUGGGCGUGUUCAUCAUCUGCUGGCUGCCCUUCUUCGUGGUCAAUCUGCUGUCCGGGUUCUGCAUCGAGUGCAUCGAGCACGAGGAGAUCGUCUCGGCCAUCGUCACCUGGCUCGGCUGGAUCAACUCCUGCAUGAAUCCUGUGAUCUACGCCUGCUGGAGCAGGGACUUUCGCAGGGCCUUUGUGCGUCUGCUGUGCAUGUGCUGUCCUCGCAAGAUUCGCCGCAAGUACCAGCCCACGAUGCGUUCCAAGUCGCAGUGUCACGUGGCCGCUGCAAUGGUGGCCGCCUCCACCUCCUUCGGCUACCACUCGGUGAACCAGAUCGACCGGACGCUCAUGUGACGGCAGCUGAGCAGUUGCAGCACCUGCAGCGGUGGCAGCAACUGCGGCGGAUCCCGUUCCGCCCACCACCAGCACCACUCCUCGGGCACGGCCACGCCCUCGUCCUCGCAGCGAUCCUGCACCAGAUGCCAGAGCUUCCACCGUCACCACCAUCGCUCCCGGCGCCGCAGCUCGGGGAUGCAGUUGCGCGGCGACUACAACUCCACCACGGCGGUGAACAGCGCCCUGGCCAAGACCAUUGUCACCAUCAGUGCGCCUCCAGUGGCGGCUGCCUCGGCCAGUUCCCUGCACUUGGGCGUCGGCGGACGUCCUUCCUCGGUGUCCACCCUAACGAUCGCCUCGGUGCCGCCCACUUUGAGUGGCAGUGGCAGUGGGAGUGGGGCCACUACUCCACUGGCGCCCAGUCUCAAGGCCCUGACCCCGGGACCCGCCAACUCGUCGGGUCACCACGUGUCCUUCAUGCCCAUGACGGGCAUGAAACGGUUGCGCAGCUCGAACGCCUCACUGGGAUCUGCGAAUGGUAUCAUUAGCUCUGUGGGCGGAGCAGACACCACCUCGGCGCCCUCGCUCAUAGAUGCAGGUGAGGACCAGGUCCAGAUAAGAAACCACCACAGGAUCCUGGAGCAGUGCCAGAGUGUCCAGAGCCAGAUAACUACGCUGGGAGACGUGGAGGACGACGAGGAGGUCAGCGACAGCGAGAGCGAGAGCAUCGGACUCGCUCUGGUGGAGACCACGCCCCAACUGGAGAGCCAGCCCGCGGAGGCAUCGAGUUCCUCCAGCUCCUCGGUCAAGUAAACUCAGCAAACGGCACCACGGAAACAAGCCCAUACAUUAGCUCUAAGAUUCAACCAUAUUCAUAGGUGUGUUUAUCAGGAGCGUUCGAUGGGAAUGGUAUGAUAUGGACACUUCUAAGCCAGUCGGAUUUUUAUUCCCUAUUUCUAUUCUACCAGCUCUUCAGGUUUCAGUAAAGAAUGUCUACCAUGAAAAAUAAUCAUUUGCCACCAAAGUUAUGCGUGUGUUAGUUUUACCUUGAAGCAAAUCAAUAGCGCAGCUCAAACCGAUUUGCAAUUGGCUUGGAAGUGUCCAUUGGGUUGCGCCACCCCAGAGGUCGAGCCAUCCAAAGUGUGUACAUAGCAAUCUAGACUCGCCUAGCCACUCAUUAGCUUAUCGAUCGGUGAUAGAACACUAUGCAACAGUGAACCCCCCCUAUAUCGGUCCCAAUUCACCGGAUUGACGAUGGCGAUGGAGGUGGUUGCAUAGUGGGAUUAGUGUAACUGUUAGCUCUCAUAUCUUAGAUCUUCCAUUAUGUAGAUGUUUGUUCCGUUCUGUAAAUGUCUCAAAACGUCUUACAACUAGCAAUUCAAUUGAAAGCUACGUCUUCAACCUGUCCAAGUACCUGACUCUCUCUGAAAUCCAAGAAGAUACUAUGCGAUAUGUACAUAGCUUAACUUUGACUCCUCUGUCGCUCAAACUAGCUUUUCUGUUACUCGAAACUUUGCUUGUUGUCGUCGUUAUUAACUAAAAGAAUUCUACGGGUGCAAUAUGAAUUUAUACCAAAUUAAGGACUCGAACAAUCAGGCAAACAAACAGGCUUCAAGACCAGUUCCCCGUCGUAGGAGAUCCAAGUACAAAAUCAUAAUCACUGCAAUUGUUAACUAAUUAUCUGCCCAUCCUCCAUUACGUUCUUCAAACUACGUACAUACAUAUAUCCAAUAUCCAAUAUAGCAAUAUGCAUAGGGUGCAUUUCAAUUGUGCUUCAGACAGUCGAAAGUUUUGAGAUUGAAGAUUGGAGAUUGGAGAUUGCGGCAGCUUAAUGAAUUAAUCCCUCAAAAGGCUCGCCCAUCCAUUUCUGUACCACUGCAUGUAUGCUUAUGAUGGCUAAGCUCCUUCGAUUCCGAUUUUGCAAUAAUUAAUGUGUGCAAUUAGGAUUGAUUGCCCCACACCCCGCCUUGCCCCCCCAAGGUCGGCAAAUAAAUCGAGCACAAGAAGGUUUUUGUGCGGGAAAAACUAAUAACAAUGGCGAGACGUCAGUUUAAUGGAUGAGUAGGAACAAGCCAUGGAAAAAUGUUGCUCAUUGUUUUCAAAAAACAAACAAAGUGGGGUGAAAGAAAGUAAGCAGAACGAGAAUGAGAAAUUCCAAACAAAUGGCAAUUAUUAAUAUUGAAUAUGGUAGCGCAUAAGUGACAUAACAUACAUAGCUCAUAGAGUCCUCGUUGUGUAUGUGUAUCGGUGUAUCGAUGUGUCGGUGUGCAAGCAUGUCUAGUCUAAGUGUACAUGUAAAUGCAUUAUCCUUAAGCAUUAUCCUUAAGCUCCGAGCAAGAUUGUUAAACUCAAUUGAUUGCCACGCAUCCUAGGCUAAGCUGCAACUGCAAACAGCAAACUGCAAGCUGCAAACAGCAAACCUAGAUUUAUAUAUUGAGUGUACUAUACUGUAACUACCAUAUACAAACUACACAAGGAGAUUAAAAAGCGACAACUAAGACGGAA
Molecule: messenger RNA, 5076 nt
Organism: Drosophila yakuba
Lineage: Eukaryota; Metazoa; Arthropoda; Insecta; Diptera; Drosophilidae
Gene: Dop1R2
Product: dopamine receptor 2
Exons: 5
Biological process (GO): adenylate cyclase-activating adrenergic receptor signaling pathway
Cellular component (GO): membrane
Molecular function (GO): G protein-coupled receptor activity
Source: RefSeq, a predicted model, not a curated record